Messenger RNA from Ipomoea nil (Japanese morning glory), 3107 nucleotides. Its product is annotated as extended synaptotagmin-1-like. Gene Ontology annotation, molecular function: lipid binding. The transcript has 9 exons. NCBI's taxonomy places the organism in Eukaryota, Viridiplantae, Streptophyta, Magnoliopsida, Solanales, Convolvulaceae. The record is from RefSeq and is a predicted model, not a curated record. Bases 462 to 2474 code for a protein of 670 amino acids.
GCGCACUUUGCUUUUGUAAAAUUCGUAUCCACGCAUUUCAUAUGCGGGCUUUGCUGCAUAUCCUCGGAAGCCAAUUGGAUCCUUUCUCUUUCUAUUCCCACAAAACCACAAUCCAAUUUCCUCAUUCUUUGGAUUCCAAUUCUGACCUCUUCAUCAUUUUCUCUUCUCCGUCCACCGCCUUUUCUCUCUCUAUAUAUCUCUAUCUGCUCGCCUAACUUCUCUCUCUAUAAGUAGUUUGGUGAUUGGUGAUUGGUGAUUGGUGCUGGCUGCAUUCAUAUACUAGUGUAGUGGGUACUAGAUUUUUUUGCGUUUUAAUGUGUCCCGAGGUUUCUGGACUCUGUAUUAAUGGUGUUGUCUUUAUACUAUAGCUCUGGAUUCAUGUUUACUGCAACUUGUUCGUCACCUGGUUACUGGGUUGCUUCUCUUUUUCCUUGUUGUUUUGUUGAGUUGCGCAUAGGUAAAUGAUUUUGCAGUCGGGGUGUUCGUCGAAAGGCGGCUGCGAUUUUUCGAGGAAUUUCUUGGUUUUUUCGCCUCUUUGCCCAUGUAGGGGGAAAGUGGCGCUGGUUCCGGGGCGGAGAUGGAAUCCGAAUCGGGGGAAGAAAUGGGUGUUUCUUCGGGCUUGCGUUAAUAGCGGCGGCGACCACCACAGUUUCAGCUUGGAGCUUUCGGGUUCGGCUCGCGAUGGUGCCAGGAACAUUGUGAUUAAGAGGUUUGCCGAUGAAUUCGAUGCUUCUAGUGUUACUGCUAGUGGGGGAAGCACUAAUUUUGCUAGCUUUCAAGAGGACCCAAUUGUAGAUAAGUUGAGGACCCAAUUGGGGGUUAUACAUCCAAUGCCUUCUCCUCCUAUUAAUCGCAGUAUUUUGGGGCUUUUUGCGUUCUUUUUCUUCGUGGGAGUGGUUUUUGAUAAGGUAUGGACUUCCAGGAAGAAGAAUAGCAACGGCAAACUGGAUAAAACGGUAGCUUGGCCGCAGGUACCCACAAACCUCUCGUCUUUUCUGGAGAAGGAUUUGCAGAGGAAGGAAUCAGUGGAGUGGGUGAACAUGGUGUUAGGGAAGCUCUGGAAGGUAUACAGGGCUGGGAUUGAGAAUUGGAUCAUUGGUUUGCUCCAGCCUGUUAUAGAUGAUCUUAAGAAGCCUGAUUAUGUGGAGAAGGUUGAAAUCAAACAGUUCUCUCUUGGGGAGGAGCCACUUUCUGUUAGGAGUGUUGAACGAAGAACAUCUCGUCGUGCCAAUGACUUGCAGUACCAAAUUGGCCUCCGGUAUACUGGUGGUGCACGCAUGCUUUUAAUGCUGUCUCUAAAGUUUGGCAUUAUUCCUGUUGUUGUGCCAGUGGGUGUACGGAACUUUGAUAUUGAUGGUGAACUUUGGGUUAAAUUGAGGUUAAUACCCACAGAACCUUGGGUAGGAGCUGUUUCAUGGGCUUUUGUUUCUCUUCCAAAGAUCAAGCUUGAUUUAUCUCCUUUUCGCUUGUUUAAUCUAAUGGCAAUUCCUGUUCUCUCAAUGUUUUUGACAAAACUUCUAACUGAGGAUUUACCUCGCCUCUUUGUGCGCCCAAAGAAGAUUGUUUUGGAUUUUCAAAAGGGAAAGGCAGUUGGUCCUGUUACAAAUGAUUCCAAUGAGCCAAAUGAAUCUAAAUCUGCUGAAGUACAAGAAGGGAAUAGAGACUUUGUUGGAGAACUAUCUUUAACUAUUGUAGAUGCACAGAAGCUAUCUUACAUCAUCUAUGGUAAAACUGACCCAUAUGUUGUUCUGAGACUUGGAGAUCAAGUAAUACGCAGUAAAAGAAACAGUCAAACUACUGUUAUUGGGCCUCCUGGUGAACCUAUUUGGAAUCAGGAUUUUCACAUGUUAGUGACAGAUCCUAGUAGACAAAAGCUUUAUGUUGAAGUGAAGGAUUCCCUUGGAUUUGCAGAUGUGACUGUUGGUAGAGGGGAGGUUAAUCUUGGGUCAUUCAAAGAUACAGUACCUAUGGAUGUGGUUGUGGGCCUAGGAGGUUGGGGCUUAUUUAGUCCGCGGCCAGCUGGAGAAAUCUUACUGCGAUUGACAUAUAAGGCAUAUGUUGAUGAUGAAGAUGAUGAGAAGACUGUUGUAAGAUCCUUGGAUGGAGAUGUAUCAGAUGAUGAGUUGUCUGACUCUGAGCAAUUGGACACUAAUGUCUCUGAGCAGAUCGGAGUGAAGUCUUAUAGUGAAUUGGAUAAAGAAUCGUUUAUGGAUGUUCUUGCCGCUUUAAUUGUUAGCGAGGAGUUUCUAGGUAUAGUAUCAUCUGAAACCGCGAAUGGCAAAUAUGUAGAUGAUGUUAAAAGUGCAGUGCCAACAUCCACGUUACGAAGUCCUCCUGCCAGACCUCCACCGCAAAGCCCUGAAAGUGGCAGUGAAAGUUUUAGAGGUUCAGCAUUGGUUUGGCUUGCUAUAGUUACGAGUAUCUCAGUCCUCAUUUCUUUGAAUAUUGGUGGUUCGAGCUUUUUCAAUCCAUGAUUGACGAUAUUACUCCAGUAGUCCAGUGAAUGAAUUGUGGAACUCUGGAAGUAACACCAACCACAGUAUAAUUUCGACAAGCCCUUCCGGUGCAUGUACUAUGAAUACAUAUCAAGUUGCUGCUCCUCUCAUAUUUUUCUAUUUGAGGCUGUGCAACUCGUGGUGCAUAUAAUAGAGAAUAAUACAUAUUCUUAAACAUAUUAUACAUAUCAGCAUCCUCCUCCAAAGACGUGAAGAAAAAUUAAGGAAAAAAAAAAGAAAAAAAAAGGUAAUGUUAUUGAGAAAUGUUGGGUUGGAGGAAAAAAGUUUUGGUCCUUUGCUGAGUGUAGUUUAAAUGUCAAAUGUCAAUUCUUUGGUGUCUCUGUUGAUUUUCUUUCACCUAAUGAUUGAUUAUAUAGUGAAUUCCCAAUUCCCAGGUGGUUGGUUUUAAGGUUUUUUUUUAUGUAUUUAUACAAGUGAAUGACAUUUCAUCUUCUUCUCCCCAGACAGACAACCUAUUAGCAACAUGCCAACAUCUGAAGGUUUGAAUGUUUCAGACCCCCUACUAUUCUAUACAUCAAUCCUCUCAUAUCACACAACUACUUGUUAAAUGGUUUACCUCCAAUUAGCAUAUGACAAACAACAUCGAUAAAA